GUGUAAUUCUCCGAAGUGUUGUUCCUGCUGGACGUGCUGCGCGCUGGGCGCAGCAGCCGCGCCUGUCCCCGGCCCGCGUUCCCGGUCGGCGCCGUUCCCGGCCGUGCCCAGCCCAGGGCUCAGGCUGCGCCCCCCGUGUGCCCGGAGGCCUACGAGCUGCGGACCGAGCGCCCGGAAAGGAGAGGUUUCUCGUCAGAAGGCAUUGCAGCCUGCACGGGUUUUCUUUUCAAGAAUUGCAGCACAGUUUUUCCUACUGAACCUGACCAUUUUCAAUAAUGGCAAGACUCCCAAGUGCUGCACCGUAUAUCCUGUGGAUCCUUUUCUUUUCAUAUACAGCAAAUGAAGUUUUGACUGCAGGACACAUACAAGAAUUUGCAUGCUUCACUGACUAUGACAAAGAGCUGGUUUGUCACUGGAAGGUGCCUGCACAAACCAAUUGCUCCAAAGAAUUCGUGCUCUACUACAGCGAGGAAACUUCUGUGUUAAACAAGUGUGUUCCUGAGAAUGAAAAAGACAGUUUAAGGUGCACUUGUACAAUAUAUCCAGAAUAUUUUGCAGUAAGCGUCACAUAUAUUCUAGCCCUACAAUUCAAUGGCACUGAUUCGUGGAAUUACAAUGUUACACCAUCCCUUGUUGUUAAGCCGAGAGCCCCCAAAAAUCUUGCCAUUGAAAAAACUGAAAACGGUAAUUUCAAUUUGAGCUGGGAGGAGAGCUACUCUCGUCCAUCCUUUCUCUCUGGAGAGCCAGUCAUCUAUGAAGUGAAAUACUGGAGGAAGCAGCACCCGACAGAGGCUUCUGUAAAAGCAAUUAACUACCAGGCAAAAAGUUUUGAGAUUACUGCAAGCUCCUUGAAGAGAGGCUAUGAUUAUGUUGCAAGUCUCAGGUGUAACUACGUGGAAUACCCAGCCUACUGGAGUGAAUGGAGUGAAGAAGUUGAAUUUCACAAUGAUUACCAGGUGAAGGCUGAAGACAUUCUGCAGAUGGCUGUGCCCACAUCCUGCAUACUGAUCAUGGCAGGAUCCAUAAUUUGUUACUUCUGUUUCACCAAAGUGAAGAAAGAAUGGUGGGAUCAAAUCCCAAAUCCAGCAAAGAGCCAAUCAGUUGUCGAAAAUGUCAAGUUUCCAGUUUUGUGCUACUUUGAUGAAAUUAAGUUCCCGUUCCAGGACUUAAAGCACAGUCACAUGGAACAACAAAUAAGUUGCAAGAGCUGUCUGGCUCAAAGUUUGUCAAGCCAAAACUUCAAGGGAAAAGAUAACAUCAGAAAUGUUGAGAAAUCUUGCAGUUGCCACAGCAAGUCUGAAGAGUGGUUGCCAAAAGGCAGCAGUGCAGUUUUAACCCCUGAUACAAUACCAGUUGAAGAGUGUAUAGAAAUCUGUGUAUGUUUAACAGACAGUGAAACUGAGAGCCAGGAAGAAACUGGCAACCAGAUCACCAUGUUUGAGCCUUGUGAGAGCAGCAUUGGUGCUUUCAGAGAGCACCCUGAACACAAUGAGUUACUAGCUAACAUGUUUGAUGCACUCCUGGCAGAUGAAAAUAACAUGGAAGACAAUAAAGGCCCAAACAUCCCCACAGCUGAGAGGAAAACCAUAAAGAACAUUGGGUCUGAAAAUCCAUCACAGCAAAAUCCAAAAGAAAGUGUAGACCAGAGUCCGCAACCGUGUGAUAUUUCUCAUACAGCUCCUCUUUUCACCAAAGCCUCUCAAGAUGGCUACAAUUGUAGUACAGCCAGCAAAGAGUCAGAACUAUCAGAAGAAUCCUUUGAAUCUGGAUAUCGGAGCUCCAGCAUAAAUUCUGCUACUCUGGAUGCAAGAGAUCUUCAACAAAUGGUUCAUCAAAGCCGUUUUCUAUGUCAUUCUGAAAGUGAGCUUGGCUCUUGUGUCCUGACCCAGGAGUCUACAAAUAAAUCAUUGUUUGGAACUGAAACAGACAGAAAAAACAGCCCUGCAGACAAGAGUUUUGAUACCCUUGUGUCUGCAUCCAUGGGGUUGUGUGGUUCUGCCUACAAGAGCUGUGACACCCUUUUGUCUCCAUCCCUGGAACCCUGUGGCUCUGCCUACAGGAGCUUUAAUAUGCUUGUGUCUGCAUGCAAGGAACCAAGCAGCUCUGCAUACAAGAGCUUCAGUGCCCUCAUGUCUCAGUCGAUGGCUAACAGUAGCCUGACUCUGGGCUUUGAAAGUGUGCCUUCCUUACCACCUUUGAGACAGUUGUCAGAGAUGCCCAAAUGCAGCUGCAGAGACCAAAGGGCUCAGCCUGCUAGCAAUCAGAUGUGUUACAACAACUACACAUCUCCCAGCACUGAGCUUGAUUUUCCAAACACCUGUUUAGAACAUACUGAUUUUCUGUCUUUCUCCACACAUGUAAAUGAAGGUGCUUCAGCUUUUCUUUCAGAGGAAGAAAUGCAUAAGCAAGUAAUAUAUCAAAAUGUUCGAAGGAAAGCUGAUAUAAUUUCUUGCCCCAUUGCACCUCAGCCAUCUGGCUAUCAGCCUUUUGGUAGUGCAGGUAAAUGUAAUGGUCUAUACUGGGACAGUGACAAUGAGGUUAUACCUACAUUACUAUAUGAAUCCUUCAUUAAUCUGUGCAACAACCUGAAUGAAGCACCACCAGAUACUGCAAUCUAUGAAUCUGACCCAAGGAUAAAGGAUGAUGUGUGUUUGAUUGUUCAGGGUUCUGACUGCACCACUGUCCCAGGUUUAGCAUCUAGUGAGAAUGACACACAGAUUAGUGAUGGUAGCCCUUGGAUCAACAGCACUAAUGAGCUGUAUGGUGAUAGCAACGAUGAAAAUACCAGCAGAGAUGAACAGCUGUUGCAUUUGUUAGAGAUGAAAUGUCAAGAUUUAAACAGCAGAGGAAGAGCUACAAAGACAAAAUGGAAGGGCUUUAACCCUACUGGGAAAGUAAUGCAAGAGAGUGGUGAUAACAGACUAAAUCACUGACUUCCACUGCCACUCACACAAUCACUUAGGGAAACUCGGAGGUGCAGGGGGAAGUGAAGAGGUGCUGAAGCAUGUAGACGGGGGCAGGGGGUGUGGCUCAGCAGUCAGCUUACCAGCAUCACUGGACAGUAUUGGGCUAAGCUUAGGAAGAAAAACUGUAGAGCCCCUGGAGCUCCAUGGCUCAGACAAGGUGCUACCUAAUUAUUUUGUGAGUAACUCCUAUCUUUCUGUCUCUCACACCAUUCACAAUGAGGACUCCAGAUUGGCACUUGAUGUUAAAAAAAAAAGACCAAUAGAACUGUUAGUGGAGAACAGCAGGAGAAAUGAGAAACAAAUGAAACUUUUGUGCGAACCCUUGCCCAAGAGAACAACUAUGGAGGUAGCCUAGCCACAUUUGCCAAGACUGAACUAGUCUUUGGAAAUAAACUGUAUGGCAAGUU
Molecule: messenger RNA, 3373 nt
Organism: Melospiza georgiana
Lineage: Eukaryota; Metazoa; Chordata; Aves; Passeriformes; Passerellidae
Gene: IL4R
Product: interleukin 4 receptor
Exons: 10
Coding region: 276-2933 (885 amino acids)
Biological process (GO): production of molecular mediator involved in inflammatory response; cytokine-mediated signaling pathway
Cellular component (GO): external side of plasma membrane; membrane
Molecular function (GO): protein binding; cytokine receptor activity
Source: RefSeq, a predicted model, not a curated record